UUGAACUAAUAACACGUUAUUCAGUGCCGUCUUGCUUAUCAGUGCGUUUUGUUUGUGUUUUACUGUAUUAGAUACAACCGCUGUAAAUUUACUUAUAGAUAUUUUAUUUUUUCUCUAAAAUGGAUUCUAACGAAAAACUCGAUUCAAUAUUAAAUUCAAUAAAUGAAAUGAAAAUUACUCAAAAUAAGUUAAUUAACACUGUAAACUUUAUCCGUGAUGAAAAAAAAAAACAAGACAAGCAGUUCGGGGAUAUUGAGUUCAGAGGAGGUGGUGUUCUAAUUGCGAUCAAAAGUCACUUUCAGUCAUACCGCGUCCUACUUCAAGAUAAUAAAAUUGAACAAUUAUACAUAAAAUUAUCAAUAGGCUCAUUAAUAUUACUAAUUGGCACUCUAUAUAUACCACCUCAGUCAGAUAUUAAUGUUUAUAAUUUACAUACAGAUACUGUUAAUAAUUUAUUAAGUCAAUAUUGUAAUGCUAAAAUUAUUCUAUUAGGAGAUUAUAAUCUUCCUGGUCUACAAUGGCAUAUUGUUAAUAACCAUAUUAUCCCUCACUCACUUAAGUAUACAAAUUUAGAAACAAAUGUAUUAGCAAAUUUUUCAUAUCUCAAUCUUCAACAAUUCAAUAUAAUUAAAAAUCGUAAGAAUUCUAUACUUGAUUUAAUUCUGUCAAAUUCAACCGAUGUUUUAGUUUCACGUGAGACUGAUACGUUAUUACCAAUCGAUUAUAUGUAUCACCCGGCUCUACUUAUUACCUUCCCUAUUAAUGAAAACUUUAUUCCCUUACAAUAUAAUGAAUUUAAAUAUGAUUUUUCUGUAUGUAAUUUUAAUGUUAUUAAGUCACAAAUUGCAUCCAUUGAUUGGCCAAUAGUUUUCAAAAACCAAUGUAUAAACAAUGCUGUCUCUCGUUUCUAUAAUAUUAUUUUUGAAAUUAUUGAUAAAAAUUGUACAAAAAGAAAGGUAUAUAUAAGUAAAUACCCAGUUUGGUUUAGCUCUGUAUUGAGGGACUUAAUUUUUAAAAAGAAAAUUGCUCACAAAUUAUAUAAACAAUCUCCUUUUCAAAUUAAUUAUAAUAUUUUUUCUAAUCUUCGUGCCCAAUGUAAAUUUCAGUCCAAGGUGGAUUAUAGUAAAUAUUUAACAGAUACACAAAACUCUUUAUUGUCAAAUCCUAAACAGUUUUGGAAAUUUUUAAGUAAUAAACGCUCAAACAAUUCACUACCUACUUCUAUGACUUAUGAAAAUCAGUCUAUAUGUGGUGGUGAGGAAAUAGUUAGUAGUUUUGCACAUUAUUUUUCUAAUGUCUAUGUCACUUCAGACACAUUCACAACAGAUUCUUUUACAUUUCCCUCGGCUUUAACCUCAGAUUUAAACUUAUUUUCUGUAGUCUUAAAUAUAACUGAUGUUUUAAAUGAACUUGAUACAAUUACUUAUAAAUCUAAUCCGGGCCCUGAUAUGAUUCCCAGUAUUUUCUUUUCAAACUGCAAAUUCGUAUUAACUAUUCCAUUAUUGUAUUUAUAUAACCUAUCUCUAUCUACUGGUACUUUUCCAACCGUUUGGAAAACAAGUUUUGUUACACCAAUAUCAAAGGGUGGUGAUAUAUCAAGUGUAACAAAUUAUCGUCCAAUCAGCCUACUUUCAAUAAUUCCAAAAAUCUUUGAAUCAAUUAUAUCAAAAAAAAUAACUCCUUUGCUAUCUCAAUUAGUUUGUGAAGACCAACAUGGUUUUUUAAGUGGUAGAUCAACAACUACAAAUCAUUUAAUCUUCCAUAAAUUAAUAUUAGACGCCUUUGCUUCUAGAUCCCAAGUCGACGUUAUUUAUACAGAUUUUUCUAAAGCGUUUGACAAGGUAAACCAUUCAAUACUCAUAUCUAAACUUCAUAACAUAGGUAUUCAGGACCCAUUUUUGUCUUGGAUUUCAUCAUAUAUAUCAAAUAGGAAACAAAUUAUAAAGUAUAAAAAUUACAAAUCUAAUCCUUUCGUUGUAACAUCCGGUGUACCUCAGGGCUCUCACUUAGCUCCUUUAUUAUUCCUAUUAUUUAUUAAUGAUUUAAAUUUUUUACAUUCAAGAAAACUUCUUUUUGCCGAUGACUUGAAAGUAUUUCGACAAAUAAAUUCUCUCAACGAUACAAUUUUAUUACAAAAUGAUUUGAAUAUAUUGUUGGAUUGGUGUUCUAUUAAUAAACUACCGUUGAAUAUUGAUAAAUGUAAAAUUAUAUCUUUUACUAGAUCUCGGGAUCCAUUUAUAGUAUCUUAUAAUAUAAGUCUUUCUCCUUUGUCUCGUGUUCAUGAUAUUAGUGAUUUAGGUGUAAUUUUUGAUUCUGCUCUCACAUUUAAUAAACACUUAUUACAUACGGUUAGGAAAGCCUCUAUGAUUUUAGGCUUCAUUACUAGAAAUUGUAAGGAUUUCACUAAUCCUGCUGUUUUUAAAACAUUAUACACUAGUUUAGUCCGUUCAAAAUUAGAAUAUAAUACUGUUGUUUGGUCGCCUUACUUAAAUUAUCAAAGUCAAUGUUUAGAUAAUAUUCAAAACCGUUUCCUACGAUUUAUGGCCUUCAAAUGUAAUUUAAAUCGUAUGCCUCAUUCUCCUUAUGAACCACUAUUACGUUAUUUUGAUAUUGGUAGUUUAUCUGAACGAAGAAAAAUAUUUGAUAUGAAAUUCUUAUUUAAGCUCGUCAUAGGUUACAUCAAUUGCCCUGAAAUUUUAGGUUUUCUUAAUUUUUAUGUCCCUCAGUGCAGAACUAGAUCAACCACUAUGUUUUAUAUUUAUACACAUAAAACAAAUUAUAUGUCUGCUUCUCCUAUGAAUAGGAUAAUGUCAAUAGCAAAUGAUUUAAACAUUGAAUUAUUUAGUUUUAAUUCCAUUGAAUUAUUUAACAAUUAUGUAAACAAAAUUUGUUGUAUUUAAAUAUGUAGUACUGCUUAUUAUUAUUUAUUAUUGUAUUAUUACCUACUGUAUUAUUAUAUUAUAUUCGUGUAUUAUUAUUGUAUUC
Messenger RNA from Myzus persicae (green peach aphid), 2985 nucleotides. RefSeq lists its product as uncharacterized. Bases 120 to 2900 code for a protein of 926 amino acids. The record is from RefSeq and is a predicted model, not a curated record. The transcript is spliced from 2 exons. NCBI's taxonomy places the organism in Eukaryota, Metazoa, Arthropoda, Insecta, Hemiptera, Aphididae.